Messenger RNA from Poeciliopsis prolifica (blackstripe livebearer), 2422 nucleotides. RefSeq names its product transcriptional repressor scratch 1-like. Gene Ontology annotation, molecular function: DNA-binding transcription factor activity, RNA polymerase II-specific; RNA polymerase II cis-regulatory region sequence-specific DNA binding. The record is from RefSeq and is a predicted model, not a curated record. The coding region runs from base 144 to 1037 and encodes 297 amino acids. Lineage: Eukaryota; Metazoa; Chordata; Actinopteri; Cyprinodontiformes; Poeciliidae. Gene Ontology annotation, biological process: regulation of DNA-templated transcription. The transcript has 3 exons.
UUCAGACACAUACUGUGCUGAAGCCAAGAGAUUAAAUUAUAUGCGAAAAAUCAUCUGAUUCCCAUCACUGGGUGCAGACUUAAGAGGAUUAGGAAAGGAGCGUGUGUUAAUCGUAUGAGCGCAGGAGCAGUGACUGUCCCACCAUGCCUCGGUCUUUCUUAGUGAAGAAAGUCAAACUGGAUGACUUCUCCGCUGCAGAACUGGAGACCUCCUACAGCCGGAGAGAGGAGCUCAGUCUGCGGUUCCACAAUCACGACAAAGGUUACGUCGGUGAUUAUCUGAACCCGAAUCCCUAUGAAGACGUGGUGGGAAGUGAUUCCUCAGUCAUCUCUAAAGUGCCCUCUCCGAGCCACCCGUCAAUCAUCUACGGCCACAUCAACAACACCUAUUCAGGUAUCCACAGCGACAUCCAUGGGGACUCGGACCAGCCGGACAGUCCCAGAUCUGAGGUCUCGUCCUCAGCCGGCGGGUACAUCAACGGAGACGCCGCCGUGAGCGAAGGAUACUCAGUAGACGCGUUUUUCAUCAUGGAUGGACGGUCGCGAAGAAAAGCAGCGGCAAACCCACGAGGGGCGACCCAGAGGCACACGUGCAGCGAGUGCGGCAAAACCUACGCCACAUCCUCCAACUUGAGCCGACACAAGCAGACGCACAGAAGCAUCGACAGCAAGAUGGCCAAGAAGUGCCCGACGUGUGGGAAAGUGUAUGUCUCCAUGCCCGCCAUGGCGAUGCACCUGCUCACCCACGACCUCAAGCACAAGUGCGACGUGUGCGGGAAAGCGUUCAGCCGACCGUGGCUGCUGCAGGGUCACAUGCGCUCGCACACCGGGGAGAAGCCCUUCGGCUGCGCGCACUGUGGGAAAGCCUUUGCUGACCGAUCGAACCUGCGCGCCCACAUGCAGACUCACUCAGCCUUCAAGCAUUACAAGUGCAAGCGGUGCAACAAGACGUUUGCGCUCAAGAGUUACCUGAACAAGCACUACGAGUCUGCGUGCUUUAAGGGGACUUUUUCCCCACUGAGCUCACUGAGUGAAUAAGAAACUCUGAAAGCACAUCUAGCGUUUAUUCACUUAACUUACAUCCGAUUUCUUCUGCUUUACUCCAAAAGAUUAACCAGAGUGCAACAAAGAAGAAGUGUUUUUUUCUCAUCUCUCAAACCUCUCGGUUAUUUUUAUUUGAAGGUUUUAUUAAAAAGUUGGAGAGAGAACCUGAUAGGAUUUAUCCCCCAGUCCAGUAAAGCACAACACAUCUGGUGCAUCAUACCUUGAGAUCUACUUGUGUUCAUAUCAAUUCACGUCAAAUGUUUUUCUACCAACGAGGAAACGACACAAAAGCACAACUGCUCCUCCGCGUCUCUGUCUUUUCUCAGAGUUUAUGUGACCAAGCACAGAAUCCACCGUCUCAGCAAAUUAUUUUCAGCGUUUUCAGACACAAAGAUUCAUAUUCUAAGGAUAAUUCUGGUCUUGUUUUCAGUGAAACUGAAGCUUACAAGAAAAUGCAAAGGAAUCAGAUGAAUAGUCAGUGGUCUGCUUUUUAUGGUAAAAUUAUGAACAAAACUGAAACUCAUACAUUAUGUAGAUUAGUUACACAUGGAGUGAUAUAAAUAAAGUAUUUUGGUGAUUAUAACUUGAAGUGAAUGGAAACCCAACAUUCACUUUCUCAUAUAAUUAGAUUUUUAAUGGAGAAAUGUAGGUUUUGGCCUAAAGAUUCCUGGUAGACUUUAUAAUCCAUAUGGAGAAUAAGCCACAAAAAGUCACAAUACAAAAAGCUGAUUGUUCACAGUAUGAUGCAAGCAUCCAAAACUGAGUGGAAGGAAAACAUCUAGCAGAAAAUUGUGCACAAGUAACACAGUAUGGAUUUAAUUUGAAAUGAGAAAUAGGAAUAUGAAAUUCACUAUAUUCAGACAAAUCAUUUACUUCCAUGGCCAGAGGAGUGUGAAAUCAAAAUGUACAAACAAAUUAGUGUAUAUUGUUCUCUGUGUAAUAAAUCUAUACAUUAUAUGAGUUUCUCUUUUUAAAUUGAAUUGCUAGGAACAACUUUAAGUCUGUUAAUUGAGUCAGAGUAUCUAUUAUAUUCUCUUAUGCUACAACAUGCUUUCAUCCAUGGUGAAUCGUUGAACCACAAUGAAUUAUGAAAUCAAGUAAGGCUCACUAUUCUUAAAAAUGCAUUGAAAAUAUAGAAGUGACAGGAAAAAAUGUUGAGUUGUUUUUAAUAUUUAAUACCAAUUAGCUUCUGAAUAAUAGUAAAAUGAUCCUCUAGUUAAAUAUUAGCACAAAACACAAAGUCAGCCAUCAGGCUGUUCCACAAUGAUGCUCUCUUAUUGGCUAAAUCUAAUGUUUAUAUAUUUAUUCAUUACUUAUUUGUCAUUGUUCAAAAGGAAUAUGGACAUUAAAAUGCCUGUCAUUCCUUUAAUGAGGUUAAA